This is a messenger RNA of Rotaria sp. Silwood1, 1140 nucleotides long. The record is from the annotation of a GenBank genome assembly. Lineage: Eukaryota; Metazoa; Rotifera; Eurotatoria; Philodinida; Philodinidae.
AUGGAUUUUAGUAUUUUGUUAAAAUAUAUUUACACGGACGAACAUACAAUUUCAAAAAUCAAAUCACAUGAUGAAACUAAAGAUAUUGAAGUGCAAUGGUCAAGAUAUAAUUUAAUUUUAAUAGAUAAUCAAAUAUUUUUACCAUAUAAAGAAAUAUCAUUACAAAAUAUAGAUCCUAUAUUACAAUGGACAAUUGGAGAAAUUUUAAUCUUUUAUUAUAAUCACAAGGAUAUAGGCGAUGAAAUAAACGUAAUAGAGAAAAUUGUUCAUUUAUUUAUAACAACAUUAAGAUUAUGUCUUUUAAAAUAUGAAAAUAAUAAUGAACUAUUAUGUGAAAAAAAUGUACAUUUAAUUGAAUUAAUAUCAUUAUUUCAUUAUUCACGUUUAUUUGUUGAUAAUCAACAAAUAGAAAGUAUUAUAAACAGUAAUAAUUUUCGAUCAUAUGCCCGUUUACACCAUAUUAUUUUUCAUGAAAUGGCUGAAUAUAUAAAUAAUAAUUAUAUUUAUAUUAAUAAUAUAAUGAAUGAUUUUCAUGUGGAAUAUUUUAAAAAUAUUAUUAUGAAUUCAAAACGUUUUCUAUCUUUAUUAUUGUUGACAUGUAAUGAGAAGUAUAAUAUGGAUAUAAAUGAAAAUUGUUUAAUUAAACAACUAAACAUUAUUAAAAAUGAAUUAAAUGUAUAUGACGUUAAAUUACCUGUACUUGGUUUAGCUGGAUUAAAUUAUGCUAUUUAUCAAGAUAAAAAAGCAUUAACUGAACCAAUGUGGUCAAAAAUAACAAUGAAUACAAGAUUACUUGUAAAUUUAAUUCAUGAAUUUUUUUAUAUAUUUGUAGGAUCUUAUUUUAAUGAUUUUUCAUAUGGUACAUCUCAUCAAAUAGAAUCUUUAGAAGGUGGAUAUUUGUUAGAAAAACAAGUUUUUGGUACAAUAAAAUAUAAUUUUUGGUAUGAUGAUAGUUGUUGUCAAUUGAUAUUUGAUAAAAAUACAUGGUUAUCAACAACAAAUAGUUGUUUAUUUACAAGUGAUAUAUUAACAAAACUAGAAGAUAUCACAACAAAGAAUCGAAAAUUUCGUAGAAAUGUUACAAAUAUACAAUAUUUUGGAAUUGAAUAUUUUCGUAAUAGAAAAUCUAGAUAUGAAUAA